CACCCCUUAGAAAAUAUACACAAAACCCGAACUCAACACACAACAAUUUCCUGCAAAAUUCACUUCACAAUGUAUAGGAUGUGCAAUCUAUCGAAUCUGCUGAAUUUCAUCAUCUGCAUAGCCAGCUUCAGCCAAAACUUCGAUGCAACUCUGGCGGUCAAGAGGGGUCCACAUCAUCCGAGGGGCGAAACCAGGAGAGUGGACCAGCAUCUCACCCAUGAGGAGCAUCGCAUUGAUGACGAUUUGAAGGACAUGGGCGUCCAGGCAAAUUUAGAUGAUUUGAGUGAGGAGGAGAAAAUCUUCUAUAUGUUUAAGGCCCAUGACAAUGAUAAUAACAAUGCACUGGACGGCCUCGAAAUGAUUCAGUCUGCCAUGCAUCAUAACUAUGACUAUUUCAAAAACAACGAGCGGGAUGCAUACCUACAAAAUGCCACCGAUGAGCUGGAGCACUUUAUAGAGGCAAUUGAUAAAUUUCUGCUGAUUGCCGACGACAAUAACGAUGGCCUGCUGCAUUACCCGGAAUUCGUGAAGGCAAUUACCGGUGGCAAGGAGCAGCCGAAUGUGGACAGGAAUAUCCUGCGCUAAUCCCUCCAAGAUCCCGACUAACAGUACUCAACCAAACAGCCGAAGUAGACACAAUAAUAGUCAUAGCAUAGUUAAAUUUUGUAGCAACUAAUCUGAUUUCCAAGCUGAACCAUUUGAGACUGUAAUACCGCAAGCAAAAGAAAACCAAGCACUUGACUGCACCCCGUUUGUAAUACAACCUAAUGAUUUAAUAUACAUUUUAAUAGAUACAUAAAUAAGAGUGCAUUUUGCUUUGGAAUCUUUAAAGCAAUCCGUCACAGGUCUGGGUCGUGUUGCAGGCCACUCCUCGGAAGCCAUCGUAGGCGGCUCGCUCCAUCAGGACGAUGAGGUCGUUGUAGCGCGGCUUCUCCAGCGGCACUCUGUGGAUUAGUUAGAACCAGAUUAAUACUUAAUAUAACACAGCGAUAUCUCAAGUUAUCACCUGUAAUAGUUUUUAACAAAUUUUUUUUAAUAAAGUUUGCACUUAUCAAUUAGG
Drosophila melanogaster (fruit fly) is the source of this 1060-nucleotide messenger RNA. RefSeq lists its product as uncharacterized. Gene Ontology annotation, molecular function: calcium ion binding. The record is from RefSeq and is marked reviewed. The transcript has 4 exons. Bases 70 to 585 code for a protein of 171 amino acids. NCBI's taxonomy places the organism in Eukaryota, Metazoa, Arthropoda, Insecta, Diptera, Drosophilidae.